UCAACUCCCCACUCUGGCUCUCAGCUACUCCACCCAGUUGGGCAGCCCCUUGUCCUCCACUCUCCGUGCGCUAAGAUCCCCGUUGACAAAUCCUAAUCCUAACGAGCUAAAAAGAGUGCGAACGCGCCGUUUAGUCCAGGCGGGGUGUCGGAACCCCUGGAGGAGAGGCUGUUCUGGGCGAUGGGAGGAAGAGGGGGGGAGAUCUGUUUGUAGUACUCCGAGUCCUGAUGUCACAGGCUGAGCAAGGACAUAACAAGGAGGAGUCAGAUUACAGUAAGAAUGGGCAGUGCAGCAGAAAGCUCCGAGUAAAUGCGAAAUCAGACGGGGCUCGUGGCCGGGAGAAGGAGGCGGUCUGCACAGCCCGGCACCCCGACUGCGCCCGCUCGCCCGCCCAGCCGCCUGCUCGCCCGCUCGCCCGCUCGCUCCCGCCGUCCCUGUGCCAUGCCGGGGGCGCUGCCAGCUCCCGUAGCAUGAAGCAGCCCCGCUCUCGGUGCCAGGCAGCCCGGCGCAGGGGGAGCUGAUGCCGAGGACGCAGCGGUGGGAUCCCAGCUGUAUGAUUAAUGAGAAACAUAAUGUAUUUUGGUGGCACAUGCCAGAGCCCUGCUCUCCCAGCCCUGGUGCGUCCACCUGCCCCACCUUUGCAGCCCUCGCUGGAUAUUAAACCAUUUCUUCCGUUUCCUCUGGACACUGCAGCAGCAGUCAAUCUGUUCCCCAAUUUUAAUGCAAUGGACCCAAUUCAGAAAGCAGUAAUAAAUCAUACAUUUGGGGUUCCUCUUCCUCAUCGAAGAAAGCAAAUUAUAUCGUGCAACAUUUGCCAGUUGAGAUUUAAUUCUGAUAAUCUCCCAAAGAAUACCAAUGAAUACCAACUCACACUAAGAGAGAGCCAGGCUGCGGCCCACUACAAAGGCACUAAACAUGCCAAGAAGCUCAAAGCACUGGAAGCCAUGAAAAAUAAACAGAAAUCUGUACCUGCCAAGGACAGCGCAAAGACUACCUUCACCUCCAUCACUACCAAUGCCAUCAAUACCAGCUCUGACAAAACAGACAGUACCGCAGGGACACCAGCAAUAUCAACAACAACCACCACCGUGGAAAUUCGAAAGAGCAGCAUUAUGACAACAGAGAUCACCUCAAAAGUGGAAAAGACCCCCACCAUCGCCACCCCCGGCAACAACAGCACAUGUCCUUCUGCGGAGACUGAGGAAGAGAAGGCCAAACGGCUCCUGUAUUGUUCGCUAUGCAAGGUUGCUGUCAACUCGGCCUCCCAGCUGGAGGCACAUAACAGCGGGACUAAGCACAAAACCAUGCUGGAAGCCCGAAAUGGGAGUGGGACUAUUAAGGCAUUUCCUCGAGCAGGAGUAAAAGGCAAAGGGCCGAUCAACAAGGGGAACACGGGCCUGCAAAACAAGACAUUUCACUGUGAAAUCUGUGACGUGCAUGUAAAUUCAGAGACACAACUUAAACAGCACAUCAGCAGUAGAAGGCACAAAGACAGAGCUGCUGGGAAACCCCCCAAACCUAAAUACAGUCCCUAUAACAAACUUCAGAAGGGAGCACAUCCACUUGGGGUCAAAUUAGUAUUUUCUAAGGAACCUUCCAAGCCAUUGGCUCCACGGAUCCUCCCCAACCCACUGGCAGCGGCAGCAGCUGCUGCCGCUGUGGCAGUGAAUUCACCCUUCAGUCUCCGAACAGCUCCAGCAGCCACCCUCUUCCAGCCAUCUGCACUUCCUCCAGCACUCCUCCGGCCUGCUCCAGGGCCCAUACGGACCACCCAUACUCCUGUGCUGUUUGCUCCUUACUGAACUCCAACUGGGAGUUAUUGUACUGCAAUAAUUUUUUUUUUCAAAAAACAAAGAAAACAAAAAAAAAAUGAACUAUGCAGUGUUUAUUUAUAGUUUAAAGUCUAUCUGAAGAGCCAGGACUUUUGAUAGUGAAUUGAAAAGAUUCUAAAAGGGGAUGGGAGGGAGGGGAAGGGGGCAGCAUUUUCUCCACAUAAGAGCAUUCCUCUUGAAUAUUGACUGUUUUAGAAGUGAUCUCCAGCAUUGACUCAUAGUGAUAUCUAGAACUUACAAAACCUUUGUGACCGUGCUUUUGGGCACCUAUUUUCCCCUGCAUUGUCUUUCCUGCUUUAUGAAACAACUAUACAUUUGUCUAAGGGCAUUAAGUGGUUCCAAUGUAUAUUCAGUACUUUAUUCUGUAGAUUAACAAGAAGAAGAAUGAAAAGAAGCAGAAACACUGUGAAUAGUAGACCCCUUACUGAUCCUCCUGCCAUGUCAACAGUCACUGGGUAUUUAUCAGAACAAAAUUAGAUGCAGUAGUUGUCUUGUAAAACAAGUAGCCAUGUCUCAAUUUAAUGCCUUUAGGGUAUCACUGAAUCACAAAAGGUAGAAUGACCAGCCAGAUCCCGUAAGUAGCCAAAAUAAUGGACACCGAUGAUAUUGUUGGGGAGGCCUUCCAAUCAAUAAUCUUGCUCUCCUACUCGACUUGAGACAAAUGCAGUAUUCAGAGAUUUUGCAUAGUGGAGUCAUGCUUUGGGGUAAACCCUUCCCCCAAAAUAAUCAGAAAAAAGAAAAGCGAUUUCUUGCAAUGUUCUGAGUACCCAGAAACAACAAAUAUCCGUGUUGGGAAAUAGGGAUGGGUAAGCAUCGGGGGAAAACAUGUGCCAUGGGUAUAGAGAAAAUAGAUGGCAGGCAGCCCACCUGCUCAGUUUCUGUGAGCUAGGGAUGGCCAUAACCUUGAGCUAUAGUGCCAAGAGAAGUGCUGGGUAGGAAAUCCAUGGUCAUCCCUACCUCAUAAAAAAGGGAGCAUAUUAUACCUCUGUAAAACACCCCCUUUAUAUCAUGCCAGUGGUACUGUGUCUGUAGGUAGAAUGCUUUUGUUUGCAGUACAAUGGUAGAUAGAACUUAACUGUUGAUUUUUUAGGUCUCCUACUGACAUGAUAUAAAUGUUUAUACGUAAAGGUUA
Sarcophilus harrisii (Tasmanian devil) is the source of this 2964-nucleotide messenger RNA. It is a transcript of the gene ZNF385D, whose product is annotated as zinc finger protein 385D. The coding region runs from base 561 to 1802 and encodes 413 amino acids. The record is from RefSeq and is a predicted model, not a curated record. Gene Ontology annotation, molecular function: nucleic acid binding; zinc ion binding. The transcript is spliced from 9 exons. Gene Ontology annotation, cellular component: nucleus. Lineage: Eukaryota; Metazoa; Chordata; Mammalia; Dasyuromorphia; Dasyuridae.